CAUCGAGGUGCUGAGUGAGCUCAGACGUCUACUUACUUAGCGUCAGCUGGGAUACCUAUUUGGAAACAUCGGCUUAAGAUUGUUAGGCAAAGCUGUAAGGAAAAACAACCGGAAAUAUUUAGUACAUUCGCCUAAUUAGGUCUUGCUCCAUUCGCAUUCGAACAAAAAUAAAGAGGAGGCAAGUGACGUCGUUUGUAAAGCAGGCUUGGCUAUAGUCCUUCAGCUAGCUAGCUGGCGUGCUAACAAAGAAAAUCUUCUCAGAAAAGGAGUAAUCCUCACUAUUUUCUUUAGUUAUGAGUCAUGUGGUCGUCGAUAAUUCACACGGUCUAGAUCAGCAGCUUUCUGCCCUAGACUUGAAUUCUGCUGAUGGGCAGGGUGGAGGCACUGGCAGGCGCUACAUUCCUCCACACUUGAGAAACAAAGAUGCCGCAAAAAAUGCAGGGAUUGCUUAUUCCUCUGGUAGACAGAGCGGUUAUUCAGUGCCACCAGUACUGAGCUUUUCUCCUAAACAGUUUCCUCAGACUUGGCAUCUCGAGAGAAACAGCAGAAACAGAAAUAACUAUCAGACUGGAUGGGAUGACUUUAGGACUGGUUACCCAAGAUGCCCAUCCCAGGAGCUUUCCUUCCAUCACACCUGCAGUGGUGGCUGGCCAGACAGAUGUGACUCUCCUGGAUGGGAUGGCGCUCGUAGCAAUGGCUUUGUUAAUGGAUACCACGACAGUCGCAUGAAUGGAGGCGGAAGCUUUGGACGUGGUCCUCCUCGCAACGAUAGAAGCAGCCGCGGCAACUUCCGUGGCAACAGGGGUGGUGCUACCUUCAACCAGCCCAUGCAUAACACAAACUAUGGUGGCUUUGAAAACAAAGAUGGCGGCUGGAACACGGGUCUGAACAGGGAUGCCGCUUACUCUAGCUUUGGAGGACGUUCCGACAGGGGGAAGUCUGCAUUCUUCAGUGACAGAGGUGCAGGGUCAAGAGGAAGGUAUGACCGUGGGGGAUUUGGUGCUGGCGGAGGUGGGAUGGGAAACAGUCGGUGGGUAGAGGAGUCCAGGGAUGAAGAGGACUGGUCGAAACCUACUCCUCCCAACGAGCGUCUGGAACAUGAACUAUUCUCUGGAAGUAAUACAGGGAUUAACUUUGAGAAGUAUGAUGACAUUCCUGUGGAGGCCACCGGAAGCAAUUGCCCCGGCCCGAUCGAGAACUUCCAUGAUGUGGACAUGGGGGAGAUCAUCAUGGGUAACAUCAACCUGAGCCGCUACACCCGACCCACGCCAGUACAGAAGCAUGCCAUUCCCAUCAUCAAGGCUAAGAGGGACUUAAUGGCUUGUGCUCAGACAGGCUCUGGGAAGACUGCGGCUUUCCUUCUCCCAGUGCUGAGUCAGAUCUACACUGAUGGACCAGGAGAGGCUCUGCAGGCUUCUAAAGCCAGUGGCCAGGAGAAUGGAAAAUAUGGGCGUCGUAAGCAGUAUCCCAUCUCUUUGGUCCUGGCUCCAACCAGAGAACUUGCUCUUCAGAUCUAUGACGAAGCCAGGAAGUUCGCGUACCGUUCCCGGGUGCGCCCGUGCGUGGUGUACGGGGGAGCCGACAUUGGACAGCAGAUCCGUGACCUGGAGAGAGGCUGCCACCUGCUGGUAGCCACGCCUGGGCGUCUGGUGGACAUGAUGGAGCGGGGCAAGAUCGGCCUGGAGUACUGCAAUUACCUGGUCCUGGAUGAAGCGGACAGGAUGCUGGACAUGGGGUUUGAGCCACAGAUCAGACGCAUCGUGGAGCAGGAUACCAUGCCUCCAAAAGGUGUACGCCAGACUAUGAUGUUCAGCGCCACCUUUCCCAAGGAGAUCCAGAUCUUGGCACGUGACUUCCUGGAGGAGUACAUCUUCCUAGCUGUGGGCCGUGUGGGCUCCACCUCGGAGAACAUCACCCAGAAGGUGGUCUGGGUGGAGGAGAGUGACAAGCGGUCAUUCCUGCUGGAUCUCCUCAAUGCCACAGUCAUUCCAAGUGAGGUUCAGGAAAGUGCAACUGAAACUCCCGAGAGGCCAGGCAAGGAUUCUCUCACGCUGGUGUUCGUAGAGACUAAGAAGGGCGCCGACGCCCUGGAGGACUUCCUAUACCGUGAGGGCUAUGCCUGUACUAGCAUCCAUGGAGACCGCUCCCAGAGGGACCGCGAAGAGGCGCUUCACCAGUUCCGUUCCGGUCGCUGCCCCAUCAUGGUUGCCACAGCUGUGGCUGCACGCGGACUUGAUAUCUGCAACGUGAAGCACGUCAUCAACUUUGACCUGCCCAGUGACAUUGAGGAAUAUGUCCAUCGCAUUGGACGUACUGGCCGUGUAGGAAACCUUGGUUUGGCCACGUCAUUUUACAAUGACAAGAACAGCAACAUCACCAAAGACCUGCUGGACAUCUUGGUAGAAGCCAAACAGGAGGUUCCUUCCUGGCUGGAGAGUCUGGCGUUUGAGCACCAGCACAAGAGCAGCAACCGUGGACGCUCCAAGAGGUUUUCUGGUGGUUUCGGAGCCAGAGAUUACCGUCAGAUGUCUGGAGGUGGUAACGCCUUUGGCAGCCGCAGUGCUCGCAAUGCUGGUAGCCAUGGAGGCAGUCGAGGGUUUGGUGGUAAUAAGGGUGGCUUUGGAAAUUUUGGCAACGAUGGCUACGGUGGAAGCUACGGAAACUAUGGGGGAAGCUACACCCAAGUGGACUGGUGGGGCAACUAGAUGUCUCCGGCAGAGGGUCACCACGCCAAACGAGCAGAAUGGAAACCACAUGUUAACAUAGCCAGACUCUACGCCCUGUGUAGCUUUAAGAACUCGCAGUACAUUACACGCUGUGAUUCUCUGUCUGCAUUCUGAAUGGAGCUUGGAGAGAGAAGGGCCCAUGGCAGAUCCAGAGUGCUAACUUGUAGAUAAGAAGCAAGAUGGACAGAGUUAUGUGUUUGAAUCUUGGACUGUUUUCAACUGCACUUUUUCUUUUUUUUUUUCUUUUUUUUUUUUUUUCCUUUGUGUAGAAACACAACAAGAAACUGAGGAUCAUUUAUAUGUUCAUGUACUGUGCCUUUAAAUUUAGACCGGAAUUUUUGUUUCUUCAUUUCAGAGAAUGAACUUGGCCAAGAGCUCAAUUUGUUUAUGUUGUAAAGGCAUAUAAAAGCUUGUACUUAAUCAAACCUUGGCAAACAACGGGAUAACGUGGCUGGAGUGAGUCACGAUUCCAUUUGAACUUCAAAUUGUCACAGGGAUAUCAUGUAGCCUACAAUACUGGCCAGAGAACUAACAGCUCAUGGAACCAGCACAGAAGCGUUGGAUUCACGUGGUGAUUCCUCUGUGUGGCAACUUUGUUGUACAGGACAUAGAGUUCUGACUUUUUUUGUUUUGCUCACUCUAUCCUGGAUAGGCACCUAUUAGGGAUAUGGUUGUCUUCAAAAAGGCCAUUCCAGUUAUGAUGAAACUGUUCAUGACAAAGUGAUUUAAACACUCGGUGUUAUCUACACUUUGUUGUGUGAAAAUAUACAGAAAACAUACAGUGCUGGAACUUGUAACUCCACUUAUUUUAAUUGACUUGACAGUGUUAUGGCAGCUAGUAGGUACCACAUACUAGCCACUGUAAGUGGGCAGCGUUUUUUUUUUUUUUUUGUUAUUUUUUUCUUGAAACAUUUUGAAGGAAAAGAGGUGCAUUGUUGAGAAACUGUUUUGAAGAAAUGUUUCUUCCCGAAAACAAAAAAAAAACAAAAAAAUAUGCCUGCCAUCCUGAAGGCAAAGUUCAAAUGGCUUCAGGCGGACCAUGAUACCAAGGCGGCUGUGCCUGUCAUCGCCGCUUUGGUUGUAUACGCAUGCUAGUGUUUUGUUUUUUGGUCAAGGACGGAGGACAAAUUCUGUCACAGGCUUUCCUUUAUUACAAAUGUUUUCUCUUUUCAAGCUGCGUUGGAGGCAUGGCUCCCUUUUUCCUGGGCAGAUGUGUUUGGAGAUGGCUGAGAGUUCAUUCAUGAGGCGUUGACAGAUGCGCACAGGGUUUUGCACAGGAAGUGGGCCGCGACGAGCUGUCGGGCCGCACCGCACUGUGGUGGUCAGGAUCACUGUGGUGGCUGAAGACCAGGUUUCCUCUCCAUGUGGUACAUUUUAAUGCUGUCGUCUUCUGGAGUUCAUCUGUUCUGACGUAAACUAACCGCUGGCCUCUGAGCCAGCUUUCUGCUUCCUUUUAAAGAGGAAGGAAGCGUUGCAGAGAGGAGGGAAAAAGGCAUUUAACUUAAGUGCAAUAGAUUUUCUUCUCAAGUGUGUUGUGCCUUGACAUUUUUUUAAAAAAAAUGACGAAUUCAAGCAGAUGCACUGACAGUAUCGAGAACUUAAAGAUGAAUGGUGCUACUUAAGUUAGGUCUAGGCCCGUGUAUGUUGUGCCCAUCAAGUUUUACAGAGUUAUUUUAUUGCACAUCUAGAGUUUUAUAUAACUGUCUUGAGUACGUGUCCUCAAACUUCCACAUGUUGUGAUUGGGAAGAGAGAAACGCAGCUUGUUUACAAAAGGGGAAGGGAUCUCAAUACUUACCAGGAUUUAUUUGGGACCAGGGGGAUCAGCAGUGGGGAAUUUAGCUAUUUGCACACAGAUUUCUAGAUUCUACUUUUGCUGCUAGUUUUGUGUAAUUUAUUAAGCAUUUUUUGAGAAAUAUUUAUUUUUAUAAGCCUCAAAGUGAUUCUUUGAACGUUUCAAGAAACUUGACCAAAAGACAGUACAAAAACACUGGCACUUGAAUGUUGAAUGUCACCUGUAUGCGUGAAAUUUCUAUACUUCGGGGUAGUGUGAGCUUUUUAAUGUUUCAGACAUAUUGGACUCAGUCAGUAUCCACAGCUGUUGAAGGCCUAUAGGCCAUAUUGCUAUCAAAUUUCAAAUUGGCUCUCAAAAUUAUAAAUGGGGGGGAAAAAAUAACAUGCCAAGGUUUGGAAUAAAAUGUUCAGAAGACCUAACAAUUUCUUAAAUGUAUCGGUGCAAAAAAUGUCCAGUUUCUCCAAAUAUGUGCAUUUGUUUUCUUUAGAUUUUGGAUUUUGUUCUGUUUUAAGGUUUUUGUUUCAGUGAAUGUCUGGCACAUGGCAAUCUUAAACAUGUGGUUCUUCUGUAUUGUUGCAUUUGCAUAUAUGGUGCCUCUGGGUCCGGGCCUCUCAGGAGCAGGUGGCAAGUGCUAUAGCUAGCAAUAAGUCUUACUGUGCAUUUGCAACAUUUGAAUUCAUACCUUGCCGACAUGGAAAGAAGCGUAUCACUUGCUAGCUGUCCUGAGAGCAGCCCAGAGCACUUUAGAUUUAGUAUUUGCUUUAAUGUAGUAGUUUAGAAGCUAUGCACUGCAUGAGAAGACUCAGCUGUGCAUUUAUUGUAUGAUUUUACCAAAAUAAAAGUUUGAAAUGGUAAUUCAAAUACAAAAAAAAGCAUGUUUUCUAAAGUGUUCAGUGUAGCAUAAACUUGGAGAAAACAUGUAGCAGCUGUUAAUAGUGUGGCUAAAACCUGCUGAAGUUUGAAAUUCAAUUGGCUUACAUUUGUUUACAUAUAAAUUCAUUUUUUCCUGA
This is a messenger RNA of Electrophorus electricus (electric eel), 5529 nucleotides long. RefSeq names its product DEAD-box helicase 3 X-linked a (gene ddx3xa). The record is from RefSeq and is a predicted model, not a curated record. Gene Ontology annotation, molecular function: RNA helicase activity; nucleic acid binding; ATP binding. Lineage: Eukaryota; Metazoa; Chordata; Actinopteri; Gymnotiformes; Gymnotidae.